This is a messenger RNA of Achroia grisella, 1499 nucleotides long. Its product is annotated as protein tramtrack, beta isoform-like. Bases 1 to 1236 code for a protein of 411 amino acids. Gene Ontology annotation, molecular function: protein binding. The record is from RefSeq and is a predicted model, not a curated record. Lineage: Eukaryota; Metazoa; Arthropoda; Insecta; Lepidoptera; Pyralidae. Gene Ontology annotation, biological process: regulation of transcription by RNA polymerase II. The transcript has 7 exons. Gene Ontology annotation, cellular component: nucleus.
AUGUCCCAACAAUAUAGUUUGAAGUGGAACAACCACUUACCUAACUUCAUUGCUGUAUUCGGCAAUCUGCUUCGUACACAGACUUUAGUCGACGUGACUCUCUCUGCAGAAGGGAGACACCUGCGUGCACACAAAAUUGUACUGUCCGCAUGCAGCACUUAUUUUCAUACGUUAUUUGUAGAAUCUCCAAAUCAACAUCCAAUAGUUAUAUUAAAGGAUGUCACGUUUGCCGACCUGCUGAAAAUGGUCGACUUCAUGUACUUCGGUGAAGUAAAUGUUACCCAAGAACAACUACCGAAGGUGCUGGAUACAGCGAAAACUUUAAAAAUAAAAGGUUUAACUGAAACUGAUACCUCUCAAGCCACUUCACUCACAAGGUCGCAAGGCGGAAAAUCAGAGUCGCAGUCACCCGGUGGUUCCAACGAUUCACCGAUAUCCUCACCUCCUCCGAAACGUCUUAGGCGAUGCAGUUCAAAUUGCUCCACUAAUCCUGCUCUUCCUGAAGAAAUGAAAAAUGAUGACAGUGCACCUUUGGAAAUGGUAUCGGGAGAGCCAGCACUCACUUUAAGCACGUUGCCUCAGCAGCGACGCAUAGACUACAGCGAACCAGAUGACAGGAUAGAUGCAUUACCACCAGUGCAGCAAAAUGAACCCCAGAACAUAAAUGUGGCGCCCAUGACGAUGGAUGAUAGCGGUGUUUUAUCUCAACAAGAUUCGUUCAGCUCACAGUCUGGUCUCAAGUUGCGCAGGUCCAAAUAUUUCAAACGGCAGAGCCGGGUGCAACCCGACGAACGAGAGAUACGAAAGCAAACUUCCGAGCCUGUGCCAUCGUACGUCGUCACACCGGCGCCACUGCUUCAGAAACAUGAGUCCUAUCCACAAUACGCUACGAGUCGACGAUCUCGCACCCAAGACCAUGAGGUUGGUUCGUUGCUCAUCAGGCCUGUAACUGUGAUCGACCGGCAACCUUCUACAUCGGCAUCGGAGGCGAGCUUCUCAGAUGCAUCCCCGUCAACAGCUACAUCCCAAACACCCCGGGUGAGUCACACACCGGCCGUACGCUCUGGACCACCGCUAAGCUGCAAUUUCUGCUGGAACACAGUCGACGAAUGCGGCCGCAUACUACGACGCAAGACCCAGUACCACUGUCCCGAGUGCCGCACCAAUCUCUGCAUAGUGCCAUGUUUCCAUGAGUACCACGACGGACCUGAGUCGGAUCCGAACAACGCAAGGUGAAUCCUAUUCUUUGGUAAAUAUUAAUUCGGGUACUUUGAUAAAUACCGAUACGGUAAACACUGUCCGAACUGAAUACUCGAACAUUUAGUUUUGGGUGCAUAUUCGGGAUUCUUUCAAAAAGAACUCGUUUGUCAUGUUAGUGAGAGUUUAAUGUUUACAUACAUAAUGUAUGACAGGAAUUGAACGUUUUAAAUGUUAUUGUAAAUAUAUAAAGGUAGAUUUGAACUUGACGACGCUCAAUUUUGUCGUAUGGUAAUAUUAAA